UCGUGCUUCCUGCCUUGGCGAGGGAGGGGACGGUGCUGACGGCUGGGAGGACGAGAGGAAAGACAAGAAAGCUUUUAGGGAAGAUAAAAGAGAGUGGGAAACGGCCCUGGUUUCCACCGUCCGUCGGGAAAAAAAACACCACAGUUUUCUGUAGCUGCUUCAUUUGUCAUCGAAUCGGCGCUGAAAAAUGUCGGCCAGUCGUCAGCUUAGCGAGAGCAGGGCCAUCCCGACCAGGACGGUGUUGAUCAACGACACAACGCAGCUACCUCAUGAUUAUUGCACCACCCCUGGAGGCACUUUAUUCUCUACCACUCCCGGAGGAACCCGGAUCAUCUAUGACCGUAAGUUCCUACUGGACCGGCGCAAUUCUCCCAUUGCCCAGACUCCCCCAGCUCACCUGCCCAUCAUCCCUGGAGUGACCAGCCAAAAUGUCCUGAGAGAGAACCAGAAGAAUGAAGCCAACAACCACAUCAAGAACCACGAUGGCAAGCCUACAAACGGUGAUGAUGCCCAGUUUGAAAUGGACAUCUAACAGACUGGAACCACACCAGCAAAAAGCAAAUGACCUGGCAUCACACGUGCCAGUGGCUUGGCUUGUAGAAACCAAUGUUGUGAGCCCUCAUGGCAGCCAUCUUCUUUAGCUCUCUGUCUCGCUGCUGGAUGUAAUGUGUGUAAACCAUGGGGAUUCAAUGUAUCAUACAUACAGGUACAGUGUGGCCAACUCCUGGAAACUAGGUUUAUUUGUGUAGAUAUCCAUGUUUACCAGUUGCUGUACAAAUCAACAACCACACAGCAAGGGUGCAGGCCUCAAUAUUAUAUACCCACACACAUUGUCCAGUGCUCAUCUUACAGCUCUCUGUGAGUCAGGAUCUUAAACAGAGCACACUUUAAAACUGAUCAUAUUCCAAGUUAAUUGGGGGAGGAAGUGGUAAUUUUUAGUACCGGCCUUAGAAUCAGUCAAAAGCUUUGAUAUUCAUCACAGUCUUUGGUUUUGAAGACCCUUGUUAAGCAUGUUAUUUAAGUGAUUUUUAUUUCUUUUUUGGAACUACUUGAAAAGCUCCGCAAUCUAUCGGUUGUUUGGUCUGUUUUUAGUUUCCUGUGAUGGUAUGUAAAAGGGAUGCUGUGUUUUUAUUUAGCAAAUUAGGUGAAGAUUUUCAUGUCAUUCCAAGACUUCCAACACCAACACAAGCCUGUGUGAGUUUCCAAUUUUCAGGGGAAAACAAUUUUUUUCAGGCCGUGAUUUAAUUGUUUUGUGAUAAUCAAAUGAUUGUAUUUCCCACUCUUAUGUAAAGCUAAUUAUAAAUCCAGCUAUUGAAAACAAGCUUUUAAUUUAGAAUUACAUUUCAGUAUAGUAUAAAAAUGUCAAUCCACUUGAUUCAUCACUGUCGUGACCUUGCUGUAAAACUAUUUACACAUUUCUCUCCUGCCAAGGAAAGUUAAGACUUUUUUUUUUUCUCCAGAUUUGAUGGUUACUUUUACUUAACUGGUUUGUUGCGUUGGCAAAAGCUUUGCGUUCAUAAUUUGAAGAAAGGAAAGGCAACAUCUGUCAGGUAUUUUUGAAUAUCCAGACCAGAUUUAGAUUAAUGUGGAAAUAUCCCAAUUGUUUAUUUUGGGUAAAAUACAAGAAGAUUUUUGAAAAACUUGAAAGAAACCAGAUGUUUUAUAUGCAUUUUAUUUUUUAAUACAGUUUCUUAGUAUUGAGGGUAUCUUUUUGGGGUAUGAGCACUGUCAAGCCUUUGGAUUUGUUACAAGUGUCAAAGAACCAGAAGGCUUUGUUUGCAUCAGGCUUGAUAGAUGCUGUCCCUUAAUUUACAAAUCUGUCCCCAGUGUCCUUAUUCCACUUUACAUUACCUUCAUUUCAUGUAUCAUGUCUGCCCAUGCCUUACUUUACAUCAGAUGCAGUAACUAAAACAACGUUCUUUGUCAUCAAUUUGUACUUUCCAACAGAUGUUUAUUUUUUCACUGUAACAUUGAACAGGUGACAUUUUACUUAGCAACUGAGCAAAACAAGAACUUUUUGUUUUCUACAUAGUUACUUCCUCAAGCAGCUGUGAAGUUUGAAAAUGUGAUGGCGUACAUGUCAUUGUGGGAUUCUGAAGUUUAGAAGGCGAUGUGGUUAAAGGAGAACGCCACAUGCUCAUUUAGUCCCAAUAAUUCGGUGGGGUUUUUAUUUUAUUUUCUUUACACCACAGUCAUAGUUUUGUCUGCUAAUUGUGCUCUUUCCAAAUAGCAGCUCUGAACUUGGCAAAUAAACCCCCAUUAAGUUCCUGUUUUUCAUUCAUAAGUUUGUUUCUCCGUGUGACUGGAAUCCCUGAACGGCUGAAUGAUGUCUAUCAAAGAUUUUUGUUUUUCUUUUUGGCUUUGUGAUUUUUUUUUUUCUGGGCAUGUUUGGUGACGAACACACUGAGGGGGUUUGCUCGAACCCACUUUGCAUUGCACAUUUUUGGCGAUUAAAAACUUUAUAUUACGGCAUCAUAAUUCAGAUUGCAGAUUUAUUUCAAAUCAGUUUGGUUUGACAAUGAGGGCUUAACAUUGUGUGUUGAAAGAGAUUUGAAACAAACUUACUGUAACUUUCUGUUCUGAUUUUAAAUAACUUUAUUUUAAAUGAAACUCCAAUGCCAGUGGACACUAUUGCUGCAAGAUCAAUAAAGUUCUGUAACAAAGAAAA
This is a messenger RNA of Dicentrarchus labrax (European seabass), 2668 nucleotides long. RefSeq names its product eukaryotic translation initiation factor 4E binding protein 2 (gene eif4ebp2). Gene Ontology annotation, cellular component: cytoplasm. Gene Ontology annotation, biological process: negative regulation of translational initiation. Gene Ontology annotation, molecular function: eukaryotic initiation factor 4E binding. The transcript is spliced from 3 exons. The record is from RefSeq and is a predicted model, not a curated record. Lineage: Eukaryota; Metazoa; Chordata; Actinopteri; Moronidae. The coding region runs from base 188 to 532 and encodes 114 amino acids.